AUGGACAAUCGCGAAGUCGAUGUCUGGGUUCGUGACAUCAACGGUGCGAAAUAUCCUGUCACGAUGCCAAUUUCUUCGAGAUUCGCCGACGUGAUGCAGAAAGUCUAUGAACAACAUCGUCAUUUUCAAGGCAUCUUUGCUGGUUUUCAAGGCGGAAGCAACGAACGUACAACCGUCUCGCAAAUGCUGCCAGUCCCAAGACCUCGAAAUUACGUGGAAGCGGACUACCUUUACGAACAUCCAAUUCAACCGAAGUUUAAGGUUGUGGAAAUGGAUUACCGCAAAUGUAGUCGCACUUCUCGCUCUGGUGGUUGCCAUCGUGAGCUUGAUAUUAUCUACGGCUAG
This is a messenger RNA of Phytophthora infestans T30-4, 345 nucleotides long. RefSeq lists its product as uncharacterized. The transcript is spliced from 2 exons. NCBI's taxonomy places the organism in Eukaryota, Oomycota, Peronosporomycetes, Peronosporales, Peronosporaceae. Bases 1 to 345 code for a protein of 114 amino acids. The record is from RefSeq and is a predicted model, not a curated record.